Molecule: messenger RNA, 4264 nt
Organism: Prorocentrum cordatum
Lineage: Eukaryota; Dinophyceae; Prorocentrales; Prorocentraceae
Source: the annotation of a GenBank genome assembly
GCUGAAGCCUGGGGGCGAGCUCGUCGCGUGUGACGAGAACCUUACUGGGACCACAUCUUCCAAGCUAGACGUGAACCUCCUGCCGCAGGAGGCCAUCAACAUCCGCAUCGGCACCAUCAACCUCGCCAGCUGGUGGCGCCACCGGGAUGCUGCACUGAGGGCGGCCACGGAGCUGGGCGUCGACAUUCUUGCGUGCCAGGAGUCCCGCAUCAACGAGUACCAGAUGGCCUCCCAGAUCGCCGAGUGUACCAAAUCUGGUUGGCACAUGCUCCCGGGUACUGUGUCGGACUGCCCUGGGCAGGCCAGCCGGGGGAUCCCUGCAGGGGGAGGUACAGUCGUCCUUACUUCUAACAUGUGGCGCCCUGCCUGGCGCGCAGGCGCUCGCUUCCCUGGAGGCGAGGCUUCUGUCUACACCGUGCACCGCAACGACACGUUCUUCUGGCUCGUCAACCUGCACCGCCGGUGCACUGCGGACAUGGACGCCACAGAUGACUUCAAGACAUGGUUGUUGGAACAAGCUGCAGCCAUACCAGCCUGCGACACUGUUGUUUUCGCUGGCGACUGGAAUGUUGAGGCCGACUCGCCUUUCAGCGUCGAGUUCGACACGACUCUCAACUAUCGCUUCCUAUUUCCUCCGGAGGCCAGUCGAUGGCCAGGGCCCCGCAUCGAGGCCAUCGACUACUUCGCUAUCCGUGCAGAUUGGGCGCCCCUCGCAUCCUCGGUGUUCUGUGUGUCACAUCACAUUUCGGAUCAUGGGCUCGUAUUGCUGGACAUGCCCAUGCUCGUGGACACGUCCCCCAGCACAGGUAACAGGCAGCCCUACCACUGGGCCAAGCUACGCCGGUACCUACGACCGGACACUUUCCAGAAUGAUGAAGUGAAAAUGGCGGCUUGGCUGGAUACGGCGGAGCUGUUCUGGAAUGACAAUAUGGGGAAUUAUGACAGACAUACUGGGAUGGAGGAGUAUGGCGACAUGGACUCUUGGUGGCAGGCGUGGUCAGAGGCAUCUGAGGCCUGCUUGCAGCACAUGCUCGUCCUCAACCCCCCGACCACUAUGCCGAAAGGCGACUGGAAACACAAAUGCCGAGUGCAAGAAAAACCUGAACUUGGGGGCGGCCCUGUAUCCAAGACUAGCUGUGUUGAGGACCGGCUCCGACGCUUCAUCCAGGUCGCCCGGGAGCUUGGCCUGAAGUGGCAGCGGGGCCUCGCCACUGAAGCAGGCAUGCUUGCCAGCGGCCUUGGGCUGACCGGCGCCCGCCAGCAGAAACUCGACCAGGCGCAUCAGCGUCUCCAGCACGAAUCGAAUGUCUCCCGGAGGGAGAGGAUCUCGGCAUGGAAGCGCCGCAUGAAGAUCGACCCCGGCGGCUCUGCUGUAUACAAGUGGAUCCGAGGAGCACAGUGGCGGCCAACGGACGCAGCGGUCAGAAUCAAGGAUAAGCUUUUCACUGGCGCUGGGGCUGCACAUGCCGUCCGUGAACACUACCAGCAGCAUUAUCAGGCCUGUGGGAAUGGCAACAAGAUCAACGACGUCAUGUACGAGUUCUGGGAGGAGCUCGACACUUUCAAGAGCAGGAUCGCCGCCAGGGACCAGGCGGAGAGCGUAUGGAGGGAGCCGACUGGGGUUCUGGAUCGUUUCCCACUAUCUGGGGUCAACGAGCUCAGGCGCGCCCUCAAACCCAUGAGGGGCAAGGCUUGCGGCGUUGACGGCUGGUCUGCCGAUGAGGCUUUGCUGCCGGACUCGGCCCUCGAAUCUCUCAUCAAUUGUUUUGCUAAGAUCGAAGAGGGCGCCCGACCGCCGACCGACUGGUUGAAGUGGCGCCAAAUCCAUAUCCCGAAGGACAGCGGACGCGGCACCCCAGAGGUCGCCAGGCUCCGCCCCAUCAGCAUCGCCUGCGUUUGGUGGAGGGCGUGGGCCAGAUUCCGCGCCGGGCAGAUUGCGGAGUUCUUGAAACCCAUGUGGCCGGCCGGGCAGGCCGGCGGCAUCCCAGGAGUCACGAUUGAACAUAUCAUCGAGCCUCUUCUCUCGAGUAUUGACGAGACCCGUAGCAAUUGGUUAUGGCAGCAAUGCGGCACGGACGCAGAGCACCUCACUGUUCCAGGUCAUGCUGAGCUCCACGUGGCCUCGUGGGACUUCGAGUCUGCGUUUGAUCGCGUCGACACCAUGCUCACGACUGAGAUUUUCGAGUACCUUGGGGUGCCUCUUCACGUUUCACGUGCUAUCCGAGCUUUUUGGACAGACCAGUACAAAUACAUAGAGGUUGGCACGUACGUCGACCCACAAUUCGUCCAUGUAUCAAGGAGCCUUGCCCUGGGGGACCCUUUGAGCAUGCUCGCCAUGGCUGUGUUGUUAGCACUGCCGCAUCAUCGUGCGCAGAGGCAUGCGCCGUCGGCCACGAGCGCGCUCUACGCAGACGACCGGACCACCAUCACCAGAGAUGUUCGUACCAUGCAGGUUGUUCAGCGGGUGUGGCAAGUUUUUGAGUCUUUGACUGCUAUGUGCACAAACCCCAAAAAGACACAGACCAUCGACUUGUUCCCAGGUGCCCGCAAACUCCCCUCCGAGGAGAUGAAGGUGCUCGGGGCCAAGAUGACCCUCCACGGCAAGCCCAGCACUGAGGACGAGGCCCCUGCGAUCCGGAUCCUUCAGCAGCGAUGCCCGCGCAUUCGUUCACUACCAUUCCCGUGGUGGCAGAAGAGAAGAUUGAUGCCCUGUGCUUACGCCCGGCUGCACUGGGUAGCUGCGCGGUCGCCUCCGGGCAAGAUCAAGAUCCAGAAGUGGCAGUCCUACAUCGACCACGCCGUCCUCGGAGGCAGGUGGCGCUCGGGUUGUCUCCAUCUCAGACACUUGCUGGUCACAGGGCGCUCUUGCUGCAUCCUCUACAGAAUUAUUUCGCGUCUGUGGGUGAUCUGGCGGGCCCGGUACAAACGGCGGGGAGCAGUUGCAAUCGAUUACCUUGCCAAGGUCGCGGAGGCGCCUGCCCCGACUGCAGUGCGUCGUCUCACGCGCCACCGUGGCCCCACCGCCAUGCUCAACGACUUGAUGCACCAGUUGUCUCUCAGCUUCUGCGAGCACAACAAUCAAAAGGGCUGGCACGGCUGGCUGGGAGACGAUCCAAUCAGUAUUGGUCCAACAUUCUCCACCAAGGUGGCGCAGCAUCUGGCGCGGCUUGCACUGCGGCGUUCGUGGUGGGACGCAUUCAAGGGCAUGCGGCGCAAGGACUCGCUGCUGGCCGCGUCCGCGCGGGUCAGCUUCGCCCCGCAGGCCCUGGCGCUGCUUCACGAUCUAAUCAAGAGCGAUCUUGGGAGCCAUGCGAUCGCUGUUCUCACGGGUGCUGUUUGGAGCACUGCCAAGUAUGACAAGAUCCUCAACGGGGCAUCUGCCUGGGUUCGUGCAGCGCGCCCUGCGGAGUAUCUCGCGUGCCAGAUGAAGUGCGACUCGAUCCGCGGCAGGCACGACGGCACUGUCGAGGUCGACGGGGACUCCUUGGUGAUCGACGGCCACAAGGUGGCGCUGUCGCACACCCGUGAUCCGGCAGAGAUCCCCUUCAAGGAGCACGGCGCGAUCCAGCCGCGCCUCAAGGCGGGCGCGAAGAAGGUCGCGUUCUCGGCCCCGGCCAAGGACGACAGCCACACCAUAGUGAUGGGCGUGCACCAGGACACCUACAAGAGUGACAUGGACUGCGUCUCGGGCACUUCGUGCACCGCCAACGGCCUCGCCCCCACGGUGAACGCUGUCAGCGACGCGUUCGGCAUCAAGCGGGGCCUGAUGACCACCAUCCACGCCAUGACCGCGGCUCAGCCAACCGUGGACGGGGCGUCGAAGAAGGCGGUGGCCAGGGUCGUGCCAGAGGUGGCGGGCAAGCUCACCGGCCCGGCUGUCCGCGUGCCCACCAUCGACAUGACGGUCGUGGAUCUCACUUGUGAGCUGGAGAAGGCGACGACCUACGAGGAGCUCUGCGCCGAGAUCAAGAGGCGUUCGGAAGGCGACAUGAAGGGUUUCCUGGGCUACUGCGACGAGGCCCUCGUGUCCACCGACUUCGAGACGUGCCCUAUCUCCAGCGCGUUCGAUUCCAAGGCGGCCAUCAUGCUGGACCCCACGUUCGUGAAGCUCGUGGCCUGGUACGACAACGAGUGGGGCUACUCGUGCCGUGUCGUUGACCUGAUCAAGAGCUACGCGGGCCUCGAAGGCACCCUGAUGGCCCCCUGGCAAGACUCGGGGUGCUUUCCGAUGGCUGGGGCCGCCAUGGAGCGUCGGUCAGUGAAG